AUGGACCCAACAGUGCUUCUCCAGGAGCCACUGGAUAUCGUAAGGGUGAGCCUGGACGACCGUGUAACAAUCAAGUGUAGAGGAGACCGGGAAGUAAUGGGCAAGCUGCACGCGUACGAUAUGCACUUAAACAUGGUACUGGGCGAUGUUGAAGAAGUCGCCACAACUGUAACGACCGACCCGCUCACCGGUGACGAACAGACUAAGAAGACCACUCGGCGGCUUCCACUUAUCUUCUUACGUGGAGAUGCAAUCAUCCUCGUGGCGCCAGUGAGCCGUAAUAAAUCAUGA
Messenger RNA from Neospora caninum, 291 nucleotides. RefSeq names its product deha2e04510p, related. Gene Ontology annotation, molecular function: RNA binding. The record is from RefSeq and is a predicted model, not a curated record. NCBI's taxonomy places the organism in Eukaryota, Apicomplexa, Conoidasida, Eucoccidiorida, Sarcocystidae. Gene Ontology annotation, cellular component: catalytic step 2 spliceosome; U4/U6 x U5 tri-snRNP complex; U6 snRNP. The transcript has 4 exons. Bases 1 to 291 code for a protein of 96 amino acids. Gene Ontology annotation, biological process: mRNA splicing, via spliceosome; P-body assembly.